AUGCCUGUGCGGAAAAAGCAUGGUCCGUACGAUAUCAUCGCUGACGAUGUGUACGACUGCCGAAUUCCACUUCACAACGAACUCGCUUAUCAGCAUGGUAUUCAUUUCGAAGCAAAGUAUGUCGGAAGCAUGGAAAUUCCUAGACCCGGGACGAGAAUCGAAAUUGUGGCGGCAAUGCGGAGAGUUCGGUACGAAUUCAAAGCUCGCGGCAUCAAAAAACGGCCCGUCGACAUCACCGUUUCGGUCGACGGCGUCAAGGUGGUUCUUCAACGGAAGAAACAAAAAGAGAAGGGUCUUUCAUGGGACGAAUCCAAGUUGCUCGUCAUGUUUCAUCCAAUUUACCGGUAUUUCUUUGCCCUCUUUUUCAUGUUUGACAAUUUCGAAAAAAUUUCAGAAUAUUCUACGUGUCACAUGACUCUCAAGAUCUCCAAAUUUUCUCAUACAUUGCUCGAGACGGCGCCAGUAACACAUUUAAGUGCAACGUCUUCAAGUGUUCCAAGAAGGUUUUACUAUCUGAGAUUGAUGGCGAAACCCGGUGGAAAACCGAUCAAGACCAAAUUCGUCACUUGGUCCCGUGACGAAGAUGUCGCUUCGGCAUCCAAUAUUAGCGAUCAACAGCUAGAGAGUCAAGCGAUGCGUGUUGUACGAACGAUUGGACAAGCAUUCGAGGUUUGCCACAAAGUCGCACAAGAUCAGAUGCAAGAAAAACACGAGGACGAAGCAGCGAAAAGCAAGAUAUCGAUGCAAUCCGAAGACGAAGCUGGUCCAAACGCUUUGGAUGUCAUUGAAGAACGAGGCGGCAUGGAAGAAAAUAGCAGGAGCUCGUCGCCGAUGGAACCGCCACCAGUCGGAGGACCACUUUAUGGGAAGCGAUUAUCUCUGGUAAGUAGUGGUGAGAUUGAAACGACUUUCCAACCUCGAAAACCAUCCACGACGAGUUCAUCAGGAGGAACUGCUAUUGAUACAACUGCAAUACCAGAAAACGUGCUAGAAAUUCCCAAUACAUCACAUCCGAUUCUCCAACCAAAAGCUCCGGAACUGGUACCCCAGCUACAGCCCCAACACGCGCUACCGUACCAACAAAAGCCGUCGCAAUCGCUUCUAAAUAUUCAACCACCCCAAUUCAACACGCUUCCUUCUCAAAUGCCAAGCACGCAAACGCUUCCCGGCAUGGCUGAAAAUCCAGGACACUCUCAUAACCCGGUAUGUUCUCUAUCGCUUUAUCUUAACUUUUUUUGCACUUUUGUUAUUGCUUUCUUACAGAGAAUGAUGACGGUGCCGCCUAAUAUGCCGUACCCAUCAGCUACGCUACCGCAUUCUCGAACGUGGGGUCCGCAAAUUCCCUCUUACCCUCAAUCUAUGCAAUCGUUAGAGCAAAAUGUUCCUAUGUAUUAUCCACAAAUGCCGGGUAUGCUUCCUUCCUCUUCCUCGCUUCCAUUUGGACUUUCAUCACCUGUCAUGGUCUCACCGUAUGCAACACUUCAAUUAAACAUGCAAAGUCAACAACUUGAUCAACCCGAUCAUUCGGGCUCACAACUCACUAUGGACCAGUACAAUCAACAACUAAUGAGAUCUCAACUUGAUCAAGCACAACAAUCCGUACAAGUAGCCGGAUGUCAAGUACAGCUUCUUCGAGAUCAGCUCACAUCUGAAACAACGGCAAGGCUAGAAGCGCAGUCGCGAACUCAUCAACUUUUGUCCGCGAAUCGAGAUUUGCUAGAACAAGUGCAAAAUUUGGUGUCUCGAUUACAAAUGUUGGAGACAAAGAUUACUAGCGAGAUUCAUCAUAGCUCGAGUCAGCCUCCCCAACCCCCACCACCGCCUCCACAAGCUUCUUACCAGCCAUCAACCUCUUCCUCGAUGGGAGCUCGAAUGCCUCUUUCUAUAGAUCACAAUGACCCUCGGAUACCGGGAAGCUCCUCCAUCCGACCCAACUAUCCGUACCAAGUACAACCAUUGGCUGAUCUCCGCGCCGGAUCUCUUCCACCAGUCAAAGAAUCGAAAGAACGACGGAAAGAAGAGGGAACACGUACGGAACCGGAGAGUAAUGCAGAAGAUACGACUGAUUACUCAUCGAGUGAUCAGUAUGAGAAAACCUCGAACGUCAUGAGACCGUCUCAUUUCAAUAUCUUGAUGUCAAAUCCAUUGGUGGAUAUUAACGUACCUUCUGGAGCAGCUGUGAGCAGGUUAGAUCAGUUGGAGUUGGGAAUGGACACACAGGGAACUAGUUCUACACCACCGAAAAAGGAGAAGAAACCGUCUACUGGAAUUUUGCGAGGCGAGAACUUUUCAAGGAUGUCAUUCAAUCCAAAACUUGGCCGAGAUAAAGAAAGAGAACAGCAGUUGAUGUUCGAGGACCCGUUGGAAGACGAGACUCCACGAUCAAUACCGCCCAGUCCUCCAACCAAAUCGAAAAAUAUCACAAUCGACUCAUUAUUCAAACCUCAGGAUGAUCCACCAACUUUAGCAGAUCGAGAACCGCAGCAGCUACCGCCACAGCCAACACAGCCAACACAGUUUGCAAGGAAGAAUACGACUGUAAAUCUGUUGCUGCCAUCGACAACGGCUACAAUGCCAGCUAGCUCGUCCCUGGUAACCGCAAUGUACCCACCAAUGCGACAACCAGCCGUUCCAGUUAAUAAGAUCCAACCCAGGGUAGAUGUUUUCCGUAAAAAGACACUGAAAACCUUGUCAAUGGAUAUUGCCGAAGAGCCAGGACCGAGUGAUAGUGAUGCUAAUAGGAACAAUAUACCAAGCUCCACAAAUAGUUCGAUGAAACGAAAAGGGUUCUUGCAGCCACCACCAAAUGUGGAUGUGGAAAUUAAAGAGAUUGAGGAUUAUAUAAAUCGAAAUGUGGAUCGAUCGAAACUACCUGAAACUUCCCUUCUAACACGACUCACUCGUCAAGCACAAGGAGACAAUUCACUUGGCAACUUGCCAAAUGGAUAUCCUCAAUGA
Molecule: messenger RNA, 2958 nt
Organism: Caenorhabditis briggsae
Lineage: Eukaryota; Metazoa; Nematoda; Chromadorea; Rhabditida; Rhabditidae
Gene: Cbr-dyc-1
Product: Protein CBR-DYC-1
Exons: 15
Coding region: 1-2958 (985 amino acids)
Molecular function (GO): nitric-oxide synthase binding
Source: RefSeq, a predicted model, not a curated record